CAGAGCAUCCUGCGCGAGGACCUCGGGUCUCCCUGUUUGAGUCGCUGCUGGACUUUUAAACCCACCAUGCCGUGUUAUGUCAGGCUGCUGUUUUUACUUCUGUGCCUGAUGCUGGUCGGAGAGAGUCGGAAACACAGAAGUAGGAAAAAGCGGUGGUCCGCAUCGGCGGAGACUCACAAACCCGGAAAGGCUGAAACAGCGGAUGCUGCAGUUCUUGUUGGGAAGACGGGUUUCGAAAUCCGGACGGUGGACGGUCCUCUGUCCAAAAAGGUUGUUGAUGGUACAAAAAGCCGGAAAAUGAAGACCACCCACCUCCUGCAGAUUGAUGAGCAUGACUUCACCAUGAGGCCUGCGUUUGGAGGUCCUGCUGUCCCUGUUGGUGUGGACGUUCAGGUGGAAAGUUUGGACAGCAUAUCAGAGGUGGACAUGGACUUCACCAUGACCCUAUAUCUGAGGCACUACUGGAAGGAUGAGAGGUUGGCCUUCCCGAGCGCCACUAACAAGAGCAUGACCUUCGAUGGGCGCCUGGUGAAGAAGAUAUGGGUGCCAGAUGUGUUCUUUGUCCAUUCUAAGAGGUCAUUCAUCCACGACACCACCACUGACAACAUCAUGCUGAGGGUCUUCCCAGAUGGCCAUGUUCUGUACAGCAUGAGGGUUACAGUUACUGCUGCAUGCAACAUGGAUUUCAGUCGUUUUCCUCUGGACUCACAGACGUGCACCCUGGAGCUGGAGAGCUACGCUUACACCGAUGAGGACUUGAUGCUGUACUGGAAAAGUGGAGACGAGUCCCUGAGCACAGACGACAGGAUUUCUCUCUCUCAGUUCCUCAUUCAGAAGUUUCACACCACCUCCAGACUGGCUUUCUACAGCAGCACAGGCUGGUACAAUCGUCUGUACAUCAACUUCACUCUGCGUCGUCACAUCUUCUUUUUCCUGCUGCAGACCUACUUUCCCGCCACUCUGAUGGUCAUGCUGUCCUGGGUGUCCUUCUGGAUCGACCGCAGGGCCGUCCCUGCCAGGGUCUCCUUAGGGAUAACGACGGUGCUCACAAUGUCCACCAUCAUCACCGGAGUCAACGCCUCCAUGCCCAGAGUCUCCUACAUCAAGGCUGUGGACAUCUACCUCUGGGUCAGCUUUGUCUUCGUCUUCCUCUCUGUGCUUGAAUACGCUGCCGUCAACUACCUGACCACGGUGAGGGAUGGGAAAGACCGCAAGCUUAGAGAAAAAGUGAGGGAACAGUCCCAAAGCCUCCCCUGCAGCUGUGGACUGCCUCACACUAAGACCAUGAUGAUGGACGGGACGUACAGCGAGGCGGACGCUAACAGCCUGGCAGGGUAUACCAGAGCCUCCAUGGCAGCUGAGGAUGCAUCAGACAAACAGGAGCGGAUGGUGGUGCAUCUCACAUUGGACAAUGAGUCUGCAGGAACCAAGAAGAAAGGCAUUCGGGGCUUUCGGAUCAUCCAGAACACCCACACCAUUGAUACUUACUCUCGCAUGAUUUUUCCAGGCGCCUACAUCCUGUUCAACCUAAUCUACUGGUGUGUGUAUUGCUGAGUGGAUGCAGGUUUGCCUUAAUUCCUGGAGUCUGCAUGCUCAUGGAGCGGGAGGCUUCUCUCCAGCGGAGCUUCAUACAUCACCGUUGGACUGAGAUUAGAGAGCUACAGAUGUUCCCCAACCACACUUCAACCGCCUCUGGAGGCUGCUUGACUCUUUCUACAGCUUUCUGCAUCACUUUUGGGAAUCUGCUGCCAUCAGCAGCAGUGACUGCCUGACCUUACAUCCACACCUGGUUCCACACUUUCUACUGGAUGACAAGCUCUGAGCAGUUUACAGACUUCAUGCUAUCACAGGCAUCAGGAGAUCAUUUGUUGUGUCAUUGAAGAGAAAGCAAAAGUGUAAUUUACAAUGGUAGAAUUUAGUUAAUCCGGUUCCAGCUCAUGUUAUUAUUCAAACCGGUCCUUUAUUCUGGUUUAUUGGGCUACUGAACUGGAAUAAGACAUGCUUGAAAUAAAAUGUAUUUCAGCUGCAUUCGUCCAUU
Messenger RNA from Melanotaenia boesemani (Boeseman's rainbowfish), 2038 nucleotides. Its product is annotated as gamma-aminobutyric acid receptor subunit rho-2-like. The record is from RefSeq and is a predicted model, not a curated record. Gene Ontology annotation, biological process: monoatomic ion transmembrane transport; chemical synaptic transmission; regulation of membrane potential. NCBI's taxonomy places the organism in Eukaryota, Metazoa, Chordata, Actinopteri, Atheriniformes, Melanotaeniidae. The transcript has 10 exons. Gene Ontology annotation, cellular component: synapse; GABA-A receptor complex; neuron projection. Gene Ontology annotation, molecular function: neurotransmitter receptor activity; GABA-A receptor activity; extracellular ligand-gated monoatomic ion channel activity. The coding region runs from base 67 to 1554 and encodes 495 amino acids.